AAAAGUCAUUCUGCUGAGAAACGAACGAAGGAAAGGUUCCAUUUGAUGAAAUAAGGCAUAAGACGCAAAAUGAAAGUGUCACAUGUUGUUUUGGUAAGCUGUGUGGUUGUCUUGAUGGCAGUAGCCAAGCCCAGAGGAACUUCAAAUGAAAAGAGUACGAACGAUGAUCCAACACCCAAUGAGAUUGAGACACAGGCUGGUGAAGACAAUCUAGAAGACAGUGGUGAGGACAAUGAUUGGAGCAAUGGAGAGGACGAUGCUGAUGAAAGAGGUGGGGGCAGUUCAGAAUAUGAAACAACCGCGGAAGUUAACAAUGGAAAUCCCGAUGAAAAACCAAACGGAGAAAGUAAUAUUGUCGAAGGAGACAUUAAACUGAGGGAUGGUACGAAGAAGUUUAAAAAUGCCUACAAAAUGAAUACAUGGAUUAAGCUCUGGCCAAAUGGGGAAGUGAUUUACACAAUUGGAUCGUUCAGUGCAAAGGGGAGAGCGAUGAUCAAUGCUGCUAUGGCACAAAUUACCAGACAAACGGAUGGAUGUAUCACGUUCAAACCAAGAACAUAUGAAAGAGACUACAUGGAUAUAACUCAAAAAUCUGGGUGUUGGUCUUAUAUCGGAAUGCAGUACCGCUUCGGGGCUGCGACCGUGUCGCUCCAAGAGCCAGCCUGUACUUAUAGCAAUGGAACUGCGAUACACGAAUUUGUCCAUGCAUUGGGGUUCUGGCAUGAACAUACUCGCUCAGACAGGGACAAUUACGUCAGCAUAGACUUCAAUAACAUUUUUGAAAAUCAAAGGGAUAACUUUGUAAAGCAAGACACAAACAACCUGGCUGAUUACGAUUUCAAUAGUAUAAUGCACUACUCUUCCUACGCAUUUAGUAAAAAUGGAGGAAUAACGAUACGCCCAAAGCAAGCAGGAGUAAAGAUCGGACAGCGGGCGAAGCUUUCAGCACUGGACGUCCAAGAAAUCAAGGCGCUCUACAAGUGUGACACAAACUGAAACUAGAACUAGAGUAAUCAUUUAGAACUAGAAUAAUCAUGAUAAUAACCGCAGUUACGAAUAAUCUCCUGUCUGAUAUUGCUUGUCUUGAUUAGAACAUGUUUGUGUGAUUAUAAUAAAAUACAU
This is a messenger RNA of Owenia fusiformis, 1122 nucleotides long. NCBI's taxonomy places the organism in Eukaryota, Metazoa, Annelida, Polychaeta, Sabellida, Oweniidae. The record is from the annotation of a GenBank genome assembly.